AUGACGAUCCUGAUUUUCAAGAUGACGCACACAAUGCUCGUGGUGCGCCUCAUGGUGAUCGUGCUCGCGGUUGGGGCUGGGGCGCAGCACAUCAUUCCCCCAAGCCCUAGCCGCCCCUCUCUCCCUCCUCCUUCUUCCUGCGCAGGCUUGGCGAAGCCCUGCAGGAAUUUCUCCUCCACCUCCACCACCACGCCGUCGUGCUGCUGGGAUUCCGAGGGGAUCUACCACACCUCCGCUGCCCGCUGGAGCGGGGAGAGGACGGGCUUCAUCGACACCAUACGCACGACCGAGUACGGAAGUGCUGCCGGAUUGCAGCACUGGGGACGAUCGUCUACAUCAACAACGAGAUAUGAUCUCGUAGGCUUUGGAAAUCUUCAAGGGUAUGAGGAGGGAGCAAGCAUCGCACGAGGAGGAGAGGAGCAGCUGGACCAGAAGAUGGACGUGAAGCUGGACAUGAAGACAUCCCAUGGACACGCGAGAGAUGAGCGGGAGGAAUGCGCGAGAGGGGAAGCUGAAGUUCAGGCCGGUGCCAGAUCCGGUCCGACCGGCCGUGCCGCCAGACCAUCCGGUCCCAGGCCCGGUCCGACCGGAUCCAGCGCCGGGUCCGCCCGGUUUUCAACCGGGAUUUUGACCUGUGCCAUCCGGGCGAUGUCCAGUAAGCCAGAAACGUCGCCCGGUCACCACCCGGCGCCAGGCCCGGUUUGAACCGGACCGGCCGGUCCCAGACCCGGUCGACCGGCCUCCCGACCGGCCGACUCCGAGUCUGUCUCGACCAGAUCUGUUCUGGGUCGGUUAUUUUCGUACUUUUUCGACCUGAGGUCGUCCUGAACUCCUAUAUAAGUGCCAAGGACGCCCCUAGCUGCUUUAGACCACGUUUAAGAUAAACCCUAGUUCUUAGUUGUUGUUCUGCAAAAC
Molecule: messenger RNA, 915 nt
Organism: Lolium perenne
Lineage: Eukaryota; Viridiplantae; Streptophyta; Magnoliopsida; Poales; Poaceae
Source: RefSeq, a predicted model, not a curated record